Molecule: messenger RNA, 295 nt
Organism: Amoebophrya sp. A25
Lineage: Eukaryota; Dinophyceae; Syndiniales; Amoebophryaceae
Source: the annotation of a GenBank genome assembly
AAAAAAGCGACAUUUUCUCGAGCAGUUCCUCCUCCUUAUCCUCGUCUGAGCAGGAAGACAAGCCUCAUGUUCAGUUAACAUGGGGUUUCGAUCGGAUGGCGCACAUUCCCCACGUCGAGGAAAGAGUAGUGACGCAUCCACAUCACAAAGCAACAUCUGCAUCUACUGCAUCAAAGCCGAGUGCUACCGCAAAACCUGGAGCAAUGGUGGCCCCUCCCGUAGUGUCGAAAUGCGACGCUUCAUCAAAAGCUCCUGCAGUGAAGCCUGGCACUAAUACAGCUGUUGUAAAGUCACC